Molecule: messenger RNA, 5284 nt
Organism: Ostrinia nubilalis (European corn borer)
Lineage: Eukaryota; Metazoa; Arthropoda; Insecta; Lepidoptera; Crambidae
Exons: 7
Coding region: 227-1735 (502 amino acids)
Cellular component (GO): plasma membrane
Source: RefSeq, a predicted model, not a curated record
UGGUGUCAAUUUGUGUCAUGCAAAUGUCAACAAUAAAAUUAAAAGCAGAGGAAAAAAAGCCUUUUCUAAAGCACCAUUGAAUAAGUGACGACGCAAAAACUAUACAAAUUACGUUACAAAUAACGAAAGAACGCAUCUAAUAUCUUUUUCCCAUAAACAUUUAUAUACAAGAGUUGAAAUUUUCUUGUAACAGUGAAAUACAUUUUCGAAUUCUUCGCACGCUACUAUGGCCCAUUAUUUUAGAAUCGUGUUAUUUGUUUUGGCAUUUCUGGCAAAUGGAGUGUAUCCAUUGCAACUGUUUUUGACCAACAAUGGCCCAGCUGUACGUGGUUCCAAAAUAACAUUUACUGCGACAGUUCCAGAUUUCACUGAUGAAAAUAUAAAAUUUGUUUUUACUGAUAAUGCACAGCCGCAACACAUAAAAACGUUUGAGAAUUCAACGGACAAAAUAAACUGGACUGUGGAGUACCCACGGAGUUUGUAUGAGGCUGGAGAAUACACUGCCACUGUGGAGUUGAUGAGAAGCUACUUCGGGUUUUGGAUACGGGAUAAUGUAGCAUCUUCUACGUUUAAAUUAACAGAUGCACUGAAUGGAAAUUUGAUACUGAAUCAAAAUAAUUCAACUCUUCAGAGCCAUUUUGUGUCCGUAAACCAGACAGUGACUCAUUAUGUUGUCUUGCCUGAUAAUGAGCUGGAGUUUCUGAAAGAAAAUGCAUCGAGAGUGGUCACGUACUGGUUUAAAGAUUGUAUGUACGUAGACCAGACUACGGACUUUAAAUUGAACCUGACAUACAACGAUGCAAUGUCCGAUCAUUACAUAGAAGCGUUGGUUGUUGCUGAUAACGAGCCACUGCCGCCGAUAACGACAACGACUACGACAACGACUACUACAACAACUACUACUACUACUACUACCACUACGACUACUACAACUCCUAAACCACCAAAGUCAACAGAAGCACCUAAAAUAUCAACAUCAACGAUACAGCUUCCAACAUCUACUGAGAAGCAAAUAUUAAAUGACACUCUAGCUGUCCAAAGAUCAAAGCGUAGUGUAUCAAAUCACACUGCAAAGCAGAAAAGUGCCCCCCUAGAUUUCAUUUGCUACAACACUAGUUUUGUGCCCAUAAGCGAAAAAAAUGUUUACGGACAUUAUCAGGAAACGUUGAGUGUUAGAGCUCCAGUUUCCACGAUCAACAUUACCGGACUGAAUUGGCUGCAGCGUGGCGAGCUAUUGCACCUUCAGAUAAAGUACACAGGCAGUCCGCCCUUCGACUACUGUGUACAGUACAAGCAGGGCCAGUACAAUAUCACUGGGAACGAGACCUGUACAGCCAAAGCCAGGACGAUAGCGAACAACUUCUCCAUCAUCCAUUACUUCUCGGGCAGUGACCAGCAUACAGUUGUGGUGAUCAUAGAGAACGAAGUCACUAAAGCUGUCCAGAGAGCUACUAUAAAUAUUUACAAAGCGAAGGUGCACGCUCAGUUAUCCGUGAUCGUGGUGCCUGUGGUGUUCUGCCUACUCGCUGUUAUCCUGGUGGUGUUUGGAAUGGCGUAUUAUCAGCACCGUUCGAGGUACACGAUUGAGGUCGCCGACUUCGAUUUCGGCCAGGCGCAUUUAGACUACAAGACGUUCUCGGAACGGCUCAGAGACAGCUUCAGAAAUGCCUUGAACUUCAGGCAAGACGACACAGAUCCCAUCGUCACAAAUACAAGGUACGACUCCAUGACAUAAACUGGGAGUGAGCUGAUAGCCUCAAUGACUGGAGAGCCGUCAUGUCAUAUUAAGUGACCUUUGGGUGGAGUGCAGGCCAAAAAAACUGUCUUAAGUUAACUUAGGCACGUAUCAUAGAACGUCACUCAAAAACUGCAGCUACUUAAUCAUUAAAAUCCAACACAUGUGAAUCCAUGUUGGAAUUUAAAUUGUUUUUUGAGUGCUGUUCCAAAAUACGGGCCUACUAGUUGUUGUUUUUUUAUUAUUAUUAUUAUGCAAUUCUGUAAAAUGCUUUGGGGUGUAUUAUAAGCUUUUUGGAAUUAUGCAUACAGUCCGAUCCAACUUAUUAGAUAGGUCUUUACAGGGUGUUAGGUAAAUGGGUAUAUGAGCCGACACUAGCCCAUGUUAACAUGGUCAUAUAAAUGGUAUGGUGAAGUCAGAAAAUUUAUAUCUUAAUUUUAAUUAUUUUAUUUUUCUUACAAAUCGGAUUUUAUAAAAAAUUUUUGUAUGAAAAUUAAAAAAAAUAAAAUGAUAUCAAAUUUCUGACUUCACCAUACCAUUUAUAUGCCCAUGUUAACAUGGGCUAGUGUCGGCUCAUAUACCCAUUUACCUAACACCCUGUAUAUUGCUGUAAUAAAAAUCAAUUUGUAUAAAUCAUAUUUACUAAUUAUAUUAUAUGUAUUAUAAUUUAUUGUAUAAUGACGUCUAUAUUUUGUCGUUAUUAAUUUUUCAAGCGACAAAACAAAAACUAGUCUUACAAAAAUGUACUUUUCAAUGCAUGCAUUGCCAUUGUGUUUUGACAUAAAUAUUAGUUUAACGAAUAAAAUAUUAUCUGAAAUAGACGUAGAAUAUUGGUAUUCGUCCAACGUUACCACGUCGAUCUGUCUUAUUUCGUUUCUUUACAAUUGCAUGGUUUUUUUCGGCGAAUCGUUCAAUAUUGUUAUUUAUUUUGGUUUGUUUUGUAUUUCAAAUGGCACAACUUUAAAUAGCUCUUAUCAACUAAUAAGAUGAAAUUCGAUUUGAAUUUUAUUUUGUUAUCAGAAUUUGUUAGAUCUUCAGAGCACUUGAUAACUGUUACUGCAGUUUUUAAAUUUAUUUUAAUUGUUUUUAGUGUAUAAACAGUUUUCAAAUCGUGUAUGGUUUCCAAAAUAUCCUAACUCGAAUCAUUGUGCAUAAAACUUUAUAUCAUCCUAAUAAACUUGAAAAUAUUGUAGCAUUUAAACCACCAGAAUAUUCUGAUAGAUUCGUUAAACCAUUUGAGUUCCAUUUAAGCUCCAUUUGAUGAAAUAUGAUGGUCCGCUUAUUUAGAAACUUCAAAUGUCAGACAAAGGAUAGUAAAGCAUUUAAUUAACAUAUUGUUUUCAUGAACAUUGCUGGAAAACCGUACCGUAACUUAUUUGUUGAACACAUCUAAUUAUCUUCUCGGUAAACUAAUUAAUGAUUAUCUAAUUAUAAACCAACUGUUAGUAUCUGUUACGAAACAAUUAAACAUCGUUUGGUUCAUAUUUCUCAAACUAUCGGACAUUAACUGAAUAAUUAUACUUACUAAUUGUAUUGUGUUGUUAAGUUUAGCUAGUGAUUGUGGUUGAAAUAGGAUAUUUUUUGACAAACACUAUUUAAUUAUAAUAAUCAUAAAGGGCAAAUUUAUUAUGAUUUCUGUUUAAGUGCGAAGUAAUAAUUAAUAAUUCAUUCCGUUAUUUAAUAUUAUUUUAAGUAAUUGGAAAUAAUGCAUUUUGCUUAUUGUUAUUAUUACUAGGUUUGUUGAGAUGUAGUUUAAAAUGUAGUUUCAUUUUUAACUACUGAAAAGACAAAAUUCACGAUCUAUGGAAGUUUUUAUUAAGAUCUCAAGUAUAUAUUAUUAUUUUAUCUUUAUAAAAUUCUGGCAGCGUAUAAAUAAAAUGUGAUCACCAGAAAAAGAAAAAAAAUAUUAAUUAAGCAUAGCAAUCUGCCAGUCAAUUACUAAAUCGUUUCCACCGGAUUGUGUUUCUUUUAAGAAUUAUAACUUCGAAAUAAAAAAGGAACUUUAAAUUAACCUAUUACAGUAUUUAUUUAUACCUAAUUAUUUAUUUUAUAAAUAACUAGCGGCCGCCCGCGACUUCGUACGCGUGGAUCCUGUUUUACCCCCUUUUCCCGAAUUUUCUUUGCUAUAAACCUCACGGAGCCCGAGACCUUUCCAACGAAUGCAAAACCGUGGAAAUCGGUUCGUGCGUUCUGGAGUUAUAGCGUCAGGGAGGAAAACCCGACUUAUUUUUAUAUAGUAGAUAAUUUGUGAUUGACAUGUCAUAAAAUCGCUGGCGUAAUUACGAGUAUUAUUUCUUUAUUUGAAUGAAUGAAGUCUCAAGUUUCAAUAAUCCUUUUUUCCAUAAUAAACCAUUAUUGUUGUAAUUUUUACUGUCAUUACUGUGCCAAAAAAGCCUUAUUUUUAUUUGUGGAAAGUGUGCCGCGCUCAUAAUUAAUUUUAUUUUUGUUUUUAGGUGCUAUACCGUAUAUUACAAAUAAAUUCUACUAUGUAUUCAUAAAUCGUGAUAUUAAUUUGUAUGUAAUUGAUCAUCAUAUUUCUUUAACCCUUAAUCGGAUAAAAAACUUUAAAAAAAUUCAUUGUUUUUGGACCUUAAUACAAUAAAAUUUAAUAUACUCUCUUGACUGGUUGAGGGAAAAUACUUAAAAAUAGGUUCAUUUUUUACAUUUGAAUAACAAUAUAAAUGUCCUCGCAGAUAGUCCUCCUAAUUUAGAAAAUAUAACAUUGCUCGCUUUAAAAAAAUAUGUUUUUAUUUAUUCAUAGUUAUGUGUAAUGUGAUAGUCUGAUAGAUAUAGUUUAGAGAUGUUCAUAUCAUUUAAUAUAUUAUGCCAUCUAAUGUUAAUGGAUUUGUUUCGGUAAUUAAAUACAGAACAUGUUAUACUUUAAGUUUUAGUGCUUGCUAUUAUAUUAUCAUUAUCACACUAAGCAAAUUAUAGUAAGUUUCAGUAAAUUCAUAUUAAUAGAGUGUAGCAUUUAAAUGAAAUCACAGUUUUAUUGCUAUGUAAUUUUCUUUAAGUUUUCAGUUAAAAUUAAUAGAAUAUGAACCUUAAUCAAUUGUCACAUGGAGGAUACUGACCGAAACUGUUAUUUUGCGAAAAUUCGUUGCGUGAGCAUGUUCGUACGCAAGAGGUAGGUAUUUCGUUAACUGAUUAGUUUAGUAAGCACACGAAUCCAAACCUUAUGCAGAUAGGCUAUAGGAUCGGGAUUUACAGGUUAACUGUCUGGUAGUAUCCUCCUAUAAGUAUCAUUUAAGAACAUUCAUUCACAUUUAAUUUAUGACAUAUUUUUAACGGACAAUCGACAAUCGAAACAAUUUAGAUUAAUAAACAAUGAAAAAACUGUCAAACCCUCAAAAUGUAUAAAAUCAAAAGUGGUAAGUCAUGUUUUGUGAUAUCUUAGAAUUAUAAUACAUAUUAGUUUGUAUAUGAUUUGUAAGUAUUAUUUCGUAUUGCUGUACUUCAAAAGAGGGAUUAUAAUUGAAGGCUACACACUUGUGAAGUACAGUUGAAAAUUUAAUUAUAGUUACAGUAAAAUGUUAUACACCAGUCAAA